GAGACGACGGAGCUCCAGACACAGCAGGAGCGCGCCGUGGCGGUGCAGUUUCAACCUCGUCCUCCCAGCCGCGCGCACACCGCUUCCUCCCCGAGCCGCGGGAACCGCAGCAGCUCCGGGCUGCUGCCGCCGGGCUCCGCGCGCCUGCCCGCUCGCCGCCGCCACCACCUCCCCUCGUCGGCGCUCAGCCCGCAGCUGUUUCCUCCUGCCAGCCUCUGAACUCUGGAUCUUUUCCUUUGCUCGCCUCUCGUAUUCUCCCCACCCUGUAUUUUCUGAACUCCUUUCCUUUAUCCUUAGCCACCCUGCCCUUUCCUCCUCUUUUUACGGAGGAUUUCUUCUUGACUGAAGAUGACCUGUCUUCCUUACCUUCGUUUCAGCCCUGAAGACUGAGAAGGAACCUUUAGCUUUCCCCCAGGGGCAUUUUAGAGACCUCAAUCCUUAAAAGUCUUCAGAGGCAGAGAAACAGGACCCGGGACCUUCUCGACACCCUUGGGUCCAGUGCAGAGCUGCACUAUCACCCAUAACUAGUAUUUAAUUUAAGCCCGCCGAAGAGGAGGGAGAGAGGAGCCAGAAGCAAACUUCGGCCGUCUCAGAGGAUCCGUGGUUCCCGCAUUUGGAAGCGCCGCGUGCCAGAAGGCGGAGGACCCCACGGGGAACGCACAGGAGUCGCGAGCCUCCCUCGCCCCCUCCGCGAGUCCGGCGCCGCGGACUGAGCCGCGCGGGACAGCAGCGGCGGAGGCAGCCAGGAGAAGAUGCGGAGCUCGGGGCCCCCGGGUGCGGGACGCCGGAGGCCCCCGGGCAACGGCGGCGGUGGAGGCGGCGACGGCCACCCCAGCACCCCUGCGUCUCUGGCCGGCUGCUAUUCCGCACCUCGCAGGGCCCCCCUCUGGACGUGCCUUCUCCUGUGCGCCGCGCUCCGGACCCUCCUGGCCAGCCCCAGCAACGAAGUGAAUUUAUUGGAUUCACGUACUGUCAUGGGGGACUUGGGAUGGAUUGCUUUUCCAAAAAAUGGGUGGGAAGAGAUUGGCGAAGUUGAUGAAAAUUAUGCCCCUAUCCACACAUACCAAGUAUGCAAAGUUAUGGAACAGAAUCAGAAUAACUGGCUUUUGACCAGUUGGAUUUCCAAUGAAGGUGCUUCCAGAAUCUUUAUAGAACUCAAGUUUACUCUGCGUGACUGCAACAGUCUUCCUGGAGGAUUGGGAACCUGUAAGGAAACCUUUAACAUGUAUUACUUUGAGUCGGAUGAUGAGAAUGGGAGAAACAUCAAGGAAAACCAGUACAUCAAAAUUGAUACCAUUGCUGCCGAUGAAAGCUUUACAGAGCUUGAUCUUGGUGACCGCGUUAUGAAACUGAAUACAGAGGUCAGAGAUGUAGGACCUCUAAGCAAGAAAGGAUUUUAUCUUGCCUUUCAAGAUGUGGGUGCUUGCAUUGCUCUGGUUUCUGUGCGUGUGUACUAUAAAAAAUGCCCUUCUGUGGUACGUCACUUGGCUGUGUUCCCUGACACAAUCACUGGAGCUGACUCCUCGCAGUUGCUUGAAGUGUCAGGUUCCUGUGUCAACCAUUCUGUGACAGACGAACCACCCAAAAUGCACUGCAGCGCUGAAGGGGAGUGGCUGGUGCCCAUCGGGAAAUGCAUGUGCAAGGCAGGAUAUGAGGAGAAAAAUGGCACCUGUCAAGUGUGCAGACCUGGGUUCUUCAAAGCCUCACCUCACAGCCAGACCUGCAGCAAAUGUCCACCUCACAGUUUUACCCAUGAGGAAGCUUCAACCUCUUGUGUCUGUGAAAAGGAUUAUUUCAGGAGGGAGUCUGAUCCACCCACAAUGGCAUGCACAAGACCCCCCUCUGCUCCUCGGAAUGCCAUCUCAAAUGUUAAUGAAACUAGUGUCUUUCUGGAAUGGAUUCCCCCUGCUGACACUGGUGGAAGGAAAGAUGUCUCAUAUUAUAUUGCAUGCAAGAAGUGCAACUCCCAUGCAGGUGUGUGUGACGAGUGUGGAGGUCAUGUCAGGUACCUCCCCCGGCAAAUCGGCCUGAAAAACACCUCUGUCAUGAUGGUGGAUCUGCUCGCUCACACAAACUAUACCUUUGAGAUUGAGGCAGUGAAUGGAGUGUCCGACUUGAGCCCAGGAGCCCGGCAAUAUGUGUCUGUAAAUGUAACCACAAAUCAAGCAGCCCCCUCUCCAGUCACCAAUGUGAAAAAGGGGAAGAUUGCAAAAAACAGUAUCUCUUUGUCUUGGCAAGAGCCAGAUCGCCCCAAUGGAAUCAUCCUGGAGUAUGAAAUUAAAUAUUUUGAGAAGGACCAAGAAACCAGCUAUACAAUUAUCAAAUCUAAAGAAACAACUGUAACUGCAGAGGGCUUGAAGCCAGCUUCAGUAUACGUCUUCCAAAUUCGAGCACGCACAGCAGCAGGCUAUGGUGUCUUCAGUCGAAGAUUUGAGUUUGAAACCAUCCCAGUGUCAGUUGCAGCCUCCAGCGAUCAAAGCCAGAUUCCUAUAAUUGCUGUGUCUGUGACAGUGGGAGUCAUUUUGUUGGCAGUGGUUAUCGGCUUCCUCCUCAGUGGAAGUUGCUGCGAAUGUGGCUGUGGAAGGGCUUCUUCCCUGUGCGCUGUUGCCCAUCCAAGCCUAAUAUGGCGGUGUGGUUACAGCAAAGCAAAGCAAGAUCCAGAAGAGGAAAAGAUGCAUUUUCAUAAUGGGCACAUUAAACUGCCAGGAGUAAGAACUUAUAUUGAUCCACACACCUAUGAGGAUCCCAAUCAAGCUGUCCAUGAAUUUGCCAAGGAGAUAGAAGCUUCAUGCAUCACCAUUGAAAGAGUUAUUGGAGCAGGUGAAUUUGGUGAAGUUUGUAGUGGACGGUUGAAACUUCCAGGAAAAAGGGAAUUACCUGUGGCAAUCAAAACCCUCAAAGUAGGCUAUACAGAAAAGCAACGCCGAGAUUUCCUGGGCGAAGCAAGUAUCAUGGGGCAGUUUGAUCAUCCUAACAUCAUCCACUUAGAAGGUGUUGUGACCAAAAGCAAACCCGUGAUGAUAGUGACGGAGUACAUGGAAAAUGGCUCUUUAGAUACAUUUUUAAAGAAAAACGAUGGGCAAUUCACUGUGAUUCAGCUUGUUGGCAUGCUGAGAGGCAUCGCUGCGGGAAUGAAGUACCUUUCCGACAUGGGCUACGUGCAUAGAGACCUUGCUGCCAGAAACAUCUUAAUCAACAGUAACCUUGUGUGCAAAGUGUCUGACUUUGGACUUUCCAGGGUGCUGGAAGACGAUCCCGAGGCAGCCUAUACCACCAGGGGAGGCAAAAUUCCAAUCAGAUGGACGGCCCCAGAAGCUAUAGCUUUCCGAAAGUUUACCUCUGCCAGUGAUGUCUGGAGCUAUGGAAUCGUGAUGUGGGAGGUUGUGUCUUAUGGGGAGAGACCCUAUUGGGAGAUGACCAAUCAAGACGUGAUUAAAGCAGUGGAGGAAGGCUACCGUCUGCCAAGCCCCAUGGACUGUCCUGCUGCUCUCUACCAGUUAAUGCUGGAUUGCUGGCAGAAAGACCGAAACAGCAGGCCCAAGUUUGAUGAAAUUGUCAACAUGUUGGAUAAGCUGAUACGUAACCCAAGUAGCUUGAAGACGCUGGUUAAUGCAUCGAGCAGGGUAUCUAAUUUAUUGGCAGAACAUGGCCCACUGGGAUCUGGGGCCUACAGAUCAGUAGGUGAAUGGCUAGAAGCAAUCAAAAUGGGCCGGUAUACAGAGAUUUUCAUGGAAAAUGGAUACAGUUCAAUGGACGCUGUGGCUCAGGUGACCUUGGAGGAUUUGAGACGGCUUGGAGUGACUCUUGUCGGUCACCAGAAGAAGAUCAUGAACAGCCUUCAAGAAAUGAAGGUGCAGCUGGUAAAUGGGAUGGUGCCACUGUAACUUCCUUUUCAUGUCACUUCGUCAAGUGAAUGAUUCUGCACUUUGUAAACAAGCCCUGAGAUUUAUUUUAACAAAAAAAAAGGGGGGAAAGGGAAAACUCAGUGAUUUCUAAACCUUAGGAGAGCCUUGGUUCAAGCCACAGAAUUUGUAAUCAGUGUUUUACUAAAAUCUCCUUAUCUUCCUCUCAGUGUCUUCGUUUUUCAUGAAGCAAGUAUAACCCGCAUAGAAUAAAAACAUGAGGUUAAACAUGAUCUUAUGUUGCAACAAGAAAAUCCUUUCCACUACUUCUACAAAAUUUUAUAAAUGAAAAUAUAACUAUAUAGAGCACCUUUACAGACUGAAUUAAGGCAGCCCCUUUCAAAACUUCCAAGAAUCUACUUGAAAGGAAAAGUUUAUAGCCAUUUGUGGGCUAACAAAAGCUGCAAUUUCCUGAAGUUUACUUCAAGUCUGAAUUGUCUACAUAAGUGUAUUGAAGAGCAAUAUGGUUAGAUAAUUUCCUAAUAGAUACCUUCUUUUGUAAUUUUAAAAUGCUGUUACACAGCGUUAAGUUAUAGAAACUAGUGUAUAAAUAUGUUGCUUGAUCAAGAACAAGUACAAUACAGGGUGUAUAUUUAUUUUUCUGUGUUAUAAAAUUUAUGUUUAGUUGCUCUUCUAGAAACUAUUAGGUAAUAAAUGUGUAUAUACUGUAUCAUUUGCUAUAUACCCAGGAAUCAAUUUAAGUUGGAGUUUCGUGUGUGAUGCUUGCACAUGCGUGCGUUACCAUUCUGCUUGCAUUUUUAAUAGUGUUUUAAUUUUAGCAACAUACAGGAACGAGUGUUCCAGAGUGUAAUAGGAAUAGGAGAAAUAGGGAAGCAGUAAAACAAAAUUGAACACAAGCUUGUGUCUUUCUUCCUCUCAUAUGUCCAAAAGCUACUAAAUCUCUUUAUUCACUAACGGGAAAUGUCUAUAAGAUUAAAUCCCCUUUGGCUUUUUGAAAACACUUUGUGAUAUCUGUGACAAUGCAGUUCUUCUAGCCAUUAAUCUUGCACCCCUGUAAGAAAUUUCACCUUUCUGAGUCCCAGAAAAUACCUUGUCAAGCAAAGUUGACACCGAAGGGCACAUUUUCAGCGGGAUGUAGAAGGAUUUAACUGUGCAGGCUUCUGUUAAUGUUGUUAAAUCCAGGCACAUAGCACUAAGCAUUACCCCUAAGUGUUAAUCCUUUGUAACCAUUUCCCUUGUGGUUCAGCUGUAGACAUUUUGAUACUAAGGCAGCAAUGGAAUGAUGAAAUAUAUAUAUAUAUAUAUAUAUAUAUAUAUAUAUAUAUAUAUACACACACACACACAUUUCCUUCAGAAUUUUCUUUGUUUCAAGAUUUAACAAGUUUUAUUUGUUGGUGGCUGUUUAUUCAUUUGGUAAUUUCAUCUUGUAUUCAGUGUCAUCAAAUCGAAUUUACUUUGAUAAACCAGUCCAAAGUAUUAUUUAAUUGGCUUUAUUAAGGAACUUAAGAUAUGUUUUGUGUACAUUCUAUGUGCCGCAUUUGGUUAAGACUGGCAUUUGUGGUACAAAUUAUACGGUUUAUUAUUAGAGUUCUAACAAAACUGACUCCUUGGUGAAGUAACAAUUUUUUAUGGUAUUGCAUUUUAUAGAACCAUGGAAAGAUACGUGAUUAUUCAAGGAGCACAGCAUUUGAACAAAGUAUAGCCUACUUAUGAUCAUCAAGGGCAAUAGUAUAUUGGAGUAGUCUGGGUUAAUGGAAUCUAUAGAAAAUAUUCCUGCAUGAUAUUAAUGGUGUUCUCUCUCUUUUCCAAGCACUUGUUUUAGUUGAAUGUUAGCCCAUACAAGAAUAAACCCUUAAGAAAUAACUUCUUUCUACCCUGCCCACCUUUUACUUAAGCAGUAAAGUAACUCCUUGCUAAAGAACAUGAGAAAGAAAGAAAGAAAGAAAGAAAGAAAGAAAGAAAGAAAGAAAGAGGAAAAAGAAAAAGUUGUAAGCAACUCUCAGAUGGUAUAUUAGUAUAUUUAGUUUGGUCCAGUUUGGGCUAUAAAUACGUACUAGGUCUAUACCUUACCAUGGGUUCUUAUAAAAUAUGGUUCAAGUAUACUUUAUUAGUUUUGUGAAAUUUUCAGAGAAAGUAAAGAAAGGUGGAUUUAGCAUUGUCUUGAUAAAAUCAGAAGUAAGCAGGCAUCACUAUUAUAAAAGAUGUCUUUGUUCAUUUCAAGAAACAAAAUGAACUAAACAUUCUUUUUUACAAAAUAAUUGGAGACUGUGUUGCACUUUAUUGAAUUUUGUAAAAACAACUGAACUUAAGUGAUAAAGUAACAACUGAGAAACUUCAAAGUAGGAACAGACAUAUUGAUUUAAAAGAUAAACUAUUGUAAGUGUUAGGACGAGUCACAGUUAUUUACACAUAACAAAGAUAUUUUCUGAAUUGUCUUCUAACUUUGUGUGUUCAAAAAUGAUUGGGAAGUCAGCACAAAGUAUAUCUAAGUGACUAGAACUUAAAGCUACAAUGUAGGUUUCCUCUUUUUCGAAGAAGAACAUUACAAAUUAGGAUGGAUCAGAUUCCUUCGCAAUCUUGGUGUUCAUUUUGGAAUGUAAAUUGAGAUGAAAGUUAGACACAUAGAUUUCAUUGAUAUUUCAAUUCGGUUGAGAAUUAUUUUUUUUUCCAUUUUGGUUGAGAAUGUCAAUAUGAUUUUAAAAGAAGUAAAGAGACUUCUAAAUAAGAUAUGCUCUCUCCCACGUAAAAUACAUACAUACAUACAUACAUACAUACAUAAAAAUAAAAAGAGGAAAGAAUUUCCUUCUAAAAUAUUUAUUCACUACUGGAUAUGUCACCAAUUGGGAAGUGCCAAUCUCAUCUAUAAAUGUGAGAAGUGGUACAGGGAGAAGAGGCAGCUCUUGUGAAAUGCAGUGAGGCAGUAACCCAGGGUGAGGUUUGACAAAUCUUGAUUGUGUGAUUUCUUCUCCUUUGGUUCAUUUUGUCACCCACCAGACAACUAACAAUAAAACAGAGACUCAAUAAUUUUAGCACAUAAGAUAGAUUUGUCAAAGAAUACAUAAUGUUAUUGUAGCUAUCAAGUAGCAAUACCUUUAAAGCAUGAGUCACUCUCAGAGUUGAACUUUGAAAAAUAUUUUUUCAAAAUACUGAUACCUGUUGAAGUCACUCAGUUACUACUUUUAUCAAUCAUAAUUUGUUUCUGAAUUUUUCUACUUGCUCACGUGUUCUUCUGGGCCAUUUGAAAUGUCUGAAUUGUAUGUAAAAAAUGUGAGGAUUCUGAUUUUCCCAUUUAAAAAAAAUAAUGUGCAUGAUCUUUUAUGUCUUCUAUUUUAAUCACCAAAUCAGUGUUCUAAAGUUGUAGGAUUACUGUAAAAUCUAUAUUCCAAUAUUCUGUCCAAACUUAAAUGUGGCCAGCAUUAUUAGUUUUGGAGUUGCCAAAACAAUACAGAACAUCCUUCAUUUAGUUUGUAAAGAGUCUUAACCAGUAUGCAAUGGUGAAGAGAUAGUUUCACAUCUUAAGUUUAAAAUGAAAAUUAUUAUCUGUUGAACACUUAUGUGUUUGCAUGUCUACUAUUUAAUCUCUGUGUCAAAGUCAAAGAUUUUUUUUUAACACCAUUCUUCCUCCCAUUUAAAGUGGAUGUUCAGAAGCACAAGUAGAGAUAUUUAUCUGUGGAAGACAUUUUUGUUUGUAACGGUGCAUUGGAUGGAAAAUGCUAUUUGCAUCAGAUGUUAGAAAUUUACUAGAUGAAUGAUGUUGCGUAAUAGAAUAAGAUCUUUUUUUCCCAUUUUUUCUUUCUAAAAAUGAGAAAACAAAAAUCUAAGUAUGAUAGUAAACUGUCUUUGCUUAUGUUCUGCCAGAUGUUUCAACUCAAAAUAAGUAAAAAGUAGGUACAAUGUGAUGAUGAUGAUGAUGAUGAUGAAUGAACAACAAAAUGCUAGUUUUAUGAAAUUAAUAACUACAAUAAGUCAUCAUUGCUUCAACUCUGUAGCACAGCUGGUUACAUGGAAUAUUUUUCUGUAUUAUGUCGUUAAUUAUAUAGUAAUGUAUCAAAGGAGAAAAAGAUAAUAACUUUUCUUUUCAUGUUGGUUUAUGAAAAAAAUCUUUUUACACAUGAAUGAUUGAAUGUUCUUGUUCAGAAUGACCACAAAAUUAUUGCUUAAGAGAAGACACAAUUCUUAAAAAAAAAAAAGAGAGAGAGAGAGAGUUGAUCUAUAAUAAUAAGAAUCAAAUGUCAUUUGUUUCUUCUAAAUGUAAAUGAAAAAAAUUGAAGGUGGCAACAUACAUCAUGUUUAUUCAGUCCGAGAUAUAUUAACAGUAAAGGUUUUAGUGGUCAACAUAUUUGUGAAUCUUUAGAUUGCUAUAGUUUCACAUUCAAUAAUUUUACAGUAUGUAAAUUUCAUUUAUAAUAGUCUAAGAAUAAAAUUUAGACUCAGUCACUUGUUAAUAUGUUUAUUAAAUUCUCUUAGUUUCAGGCAGGUCAGAAGCAGUUGUAUAGAGUAUCUUAUUCUAUGCUAGGCAUCAGGAUAUCUCAAAUUCUUGCCUGAGCAUUAAUUCAAGAAAGGAUUAGCAUUUCUGUAUCUUUACCCCAUUUGAAGCUCUAUGUGCAUUUCGUUUGUGUACAUGUUUUUGUAGUGUAAGAUACGAAAUUUUAUAUUUUUUCAGAAAAUAAAAAAAACCCUUUGAAUACAGUUAAAUCCGAUUGUCAUGCUUGACCCUCCCCCAAAAGACUUUAAAGUUACAGACUUUGUAUAAUGAUUUCAGUCAGUUCUAAUAAAAAUGUUUGAAUUUCCUAUGCUAAA
Molecule: messenger RNA, 8663 nt
Organism: Felis catus (domestic cat)
Lineage: Eukaryota; Metazoa; Chordata; Mammalia; Carnivora; Felidae
Gene: EPHA5
Product: EPH receptor A5
Exons: 18
Coding region: 753-3884 (1043 amino acids)
Biological process (GO): axon guidance; protein phosphorylation; cell surface receptor protein tyrosine kinase signaling pathway
Cellular component (GO): plasma membrane; neuron projection
Molecular function (GO): transmembrane-ephrin receptor activity; ATP binding; protein binding
Source: RefSeq, a predicted model, not a curated record